Messenger RNA from Meloidogyne enterolobii, 387 nucleotides. NCBI's taxonomy places the organism in Eukaryota, Metazoa, Nematoda, Chromadorea, Rhabditida, Meloidogynidae. The record is from the annotation of a GenBank genome assembly.
UUUACUUUUGAAUUUUGUUCUAAUUACAAUAAAUCUGUGUUUUUCUGUUCUGGAAACUGAUGCCCUAAACCAGAACCUUAAAGCCAACAGAAAUUCUGGGACUGGCAGAAGCAGAAGCUCCAGCUCGAAAUCGAAAAAGCACUGAAAUAUCUGACAUGAGUCUCUAAAAUUAAAUUUUUAAUGUUAAAAAUUCAACUGAAAAUAAAAAAAAUUUUUAGAAACUUUUUGGUAUGGCAAGUAUUAGCCUCUGAAGAAUUCAGUCCAUUAAAGAACGCUGAUUCUGCUGGAAAGGAUUGCCUAAAAACGUGUUUGGCUGAUUUUAACGGAAUUAAUGGAAAAUGGAUAAAAGAGGUUUGUUUAAAUAUUUUGGAGAAGAAGAAGAUUUAA